ACUCGCCGCAGAUCUCCCGGUGCCACCCGUUCCAGGGAGGCUGCUUGGUUUGGGAAGAUACUCCCCAGGGGUCUCCCCUUCCCUUGGGGGCGCAGCUGAGGACUGCGAGGUGCGUCCGAGGGCCAGAAAGCUGAGAUCGAUUCUGAGUUCAAGGAUCAAGUCUGCCCUCAAACCAUUUUACAGAUCGGGAAAUCCGAGACCCAGAGAAGGGAUACUCCCGCCCAAGGGCCACCGAGCCGAGAGAAGCCCGGGCCAGGGCUUUCUUCGCGUAUGUGGGAAUGCAGGCGCGAGCCCUUUGGGGGGCACAGUCCAUACGGGAGCUGAGGCCGAAGCCGGAGCACUAACUGUGCUGUCUAGGGGAUCGAGACGGCACUAGAGGGCUGGACUCCUUACUGCCUCAGUUUCCCCAGCACUACCUUUGUUGAGGAAACGGAGAUGGGGAUACUGGCCGAACGCGCGCCUGCUGAGACACAGUGCAACUGUAUUUAGACGCCCCGCACCUCCCCAAAUCUGAUCGAGGCUCCUUUUUUCAAGCACCCGCUAUCUCUCAGCCCUUUAAAAUCCGGCCCUGCCGUUCGAGUCUCUCGGCGUUCCAUUGGAAAGACUCGGGGCUCCAGCUCCCUUCUCUAGAAUGAACUGCUCUGACUGCCGCCCGGCUUUACCGGAGCUUUAACUGCGCAGGCGCAAGGGCAGCCAACCCGGUCGAUUCGCCGAUUCGCACGAGCUGUCAGAGCUGGGAAGAAGCUCAGUGAGGUUAGAGAACAGUCACUGAUGGUCCCAGAACCAAGAUUCAAGUCUAGAUCUCCCAGAUUCCAGGAUUCCCAGAUUGUAACUACCUCAAGAGUGUUUGCCCAGUGACUGCUGUCACAGUCCUGAAAGAAUGCACUGGGUUUUGAAAAGCAGAGUGUACUCUGCCUCUAACCUGCUUGUGCUGCUCAAUGACGGGAUCCUACGGAAGGAGCUUCGGAAAAAGUUGCCUGUGUCGCUGUCCCAGCAGAAGCUGCUGACAUGGCUGAGCGUGCUGGAGUGCGUGGAGGUGUUCAUGGAGAUGGGAGCUGCCAAGGUGUGGGGUGAAGUGGGCCGCUGGCUUGUCAUCGCCCUCGUCCAGCUGGCCAAGGCUGUACUGCGGAUGCUCCUGCUGCUCUGGUUCAAGGCUGGCCUCCAGACUUCACCCCCUAUCGUUCCACUGGACAGAGAGACCCAGGCACAGCCCCCGGAUGGUGACCACAGCCCUGGCAACCAUGAGCAGUCCUACGUGGGGAAGCGGUCAAACCGGGUGGUGCGAACCCUCCAGAACACGCCGUCCCUGCACUCCAGGCACUGGGGAGCUCCCCAGCAGCGGGAGGGACGGCAGCAGCAGCAUCACGAGGAGCUGAGUGCGACCCCCACCCCCCUGGGGCUGCAGGAGACCAUCGCAGAGUUUUUGUACAUUGCCCGGCCGCUGCUGCACUUGCUCAGCCUGGGCCUGUGGGGUCAGAGGUCGUGGAAACCCUGGCUCUUGGCUGGUGUUGUGGACGUGACCAGCCUGAGCCUCCUGAGUGACAGAAAGGGCCUGACCCGGAGGGAGCGGCGGGAGCUGCGGCGCCGGACCAUCCUGCUGCUCUACUACCUGCUGCGCUCUCCUUUCUAUGACCGCUUCUCCGAGGCCAGGAUCCUCUUCCUGCUCCAGUUGCUGGCCGACCACGUCCCUGGCGUUGGCCUGGUCACAAGGCCGCUCAUGGAUUACUUGCCCACCUGGCAGAAAAUCUACUUCUACAGUUGGGGCUGACAGACCUCCCGGAAGGAGGGUGUGGGGAGGGGUGGGGCAGGGAGCCCCUCUUCCCUAAUAAAACUGACUCCGGCAGCGUCCCAGCGUGCGGCCUCUCCGUGCCUACCGGCCAGGCCCCACACACAGCCCUGGUCGCCACCAGCGUUCCUCCCAGGACACCCUUGACUGCGCUCUCCUGUGACGAUGCCACUGCAGCCCGCACCUUGUCACUGCUGGGCCAAGAAGCCUUCACUAGGAGUGGGAUCCAGGCUCCUCUCCCACAGAAAGCGGUGACUUCACCUCAUGGAGCCCGGGAAGCUGCUCGCCUCGGCAGCCAUAGGAGCGAACACUGCUGCUCUCUCGCUGGCCCCUGGUGAGGACAGGAAGCCUGAACCCGGGUGAUGGCUGAACGCUGCCCAGCGUGUCUUCUGGCUGGGGCCCUCCGUCUGCCCCUUCUCCGCAGGGCCCUGUGGCUCUGGCAGCCCCAGGCCAUGGCGUUGCCAGCCUCCCUGUGACAGAGCCUGGUGAACAGUGAGCCUGGCUCCCACGCAAGUGGCACUUUAAGCCCUGCAUCCUCGGUUGAGAGUAAAAGGCUUUUCUCCCUUAGAAAAA
Messenger RNA from Homo sapiens (human), 2359 nucleotides. It is a transcript of the gene PEX16, whose product is annotated as peroxisomal biogenesis factor 16. Bases 881 to 1768 code for a protein of 295 amino acids. Gene Ontology annotation, cellular component: peroxisomal membrane. The record is from RefSeq and is a predicted model, not a curated record. Lineage: Eukaryota; Metazoa; Chordata; Mammalia; Primates; Hominidae. The transcript has 12 exons.